AAUGAUGACCGUUCAAUUACCAUUGCUUCCUAUAUUGGGGUUCACGUGAGAUUUUUAUCUACUUCAUUUUUGGGCUCUUGCCCUAACAUGACCUAGCAAGAAAGAUGGAAGGCGUGGAUAUACUACACAUACACCAAGGUGGGCCCCGUGGUCGGGCCCGCACCUAAUCCGCUCUCUCACCGAAUCGGCUCUCGAGACUCUCUAUCUCUCCACGCAAAAACCGUUAAUAACUGUCCAUCGACAAUCGAUCCUCUUUCUCCUUCGCAUUCCUGUUUUCUUCUUCUUGUUUCCUUAAACUUCUUCUUCUUUUCCAUUAAUCUCCGAAAGUCAAUUAAUUAUUCAUUACUGAUCCUCUGAUCUUCAUUAAUAUUUUAAUAUUAAAGAGCGGUUUUUUCUUUCUAGAUCUAGAAACUCAAAAGCCCUCUAAACGCUUUCACAUCUGGAAACUGGCCUUGGUUUUUGCAUCUGAAGAUGAAAUUCAAGACCAUUUGGAAUCCACAUGCAGUUGAGAAAUAGUCAUCCUAGAAAAUAAUUAUGGAAAUCUCAUAUCUCAGAAAAUCCUUAUCUGAAUUAUGAGUAUUCACAGAUUACAGCGUACUUCUUCUAGUUUGGAAUAGAUGGAAGAACGAUUCUCGGGAUAUUUCUUAAACUAGUCAUAUGUAGAAUUUUGAAUUCCAGUAGUCGGAGUGAUGGGUGUAAUGGAGGUUUCGAUCAUGCAUCACAUUGUCAUUGUGUUUGUUCUACUCUGGUUCUUGUAUUCUUUCAGUUGCAGCCACCCUGUUCUUUACCUCGCAUCUUUCGUCUAUCUCUACAAGGUUAAUGAGCAUUGCACACUGAAAUUAUGGAGAAGAUUACAAUUUCACAAAAGAACACAAGCAAACCAAAGAAGGGUUCUUUCAGAUUCAGAAACAGUAAAGUGGUUGAAUCAUGCAGCUGAGAAGGUUUGGCCUAUUUGCAUGGAACAGAUUGCUUCACAGAAAAUUCUACUGCCCAUCAUACCUUGGUUCCUGGAUAAGUUUAAACCAUGGACUGCUCAGAAAGCAGUUGUGCAGCACCUCUACUUGGGAAGGAAUCCUCCUGUGAUUACUGGAAUAAGGGUUCUCCAUCAAUCAGCCAAUGACGACCACUUGGUUCUGGAGUUGGGAAUGAAUUUUCUUUCUGCAGAUGAUAUGGGCAUGAUACUUUCGGUGCAACUCCAUAAAAGAUUAGGAUUCGGCAUGUGGGCAAAGCUGCACAUAACAGGCAUGCACAUCGAAGGAAAGGUCUUGGUGGGUGUGAAGUUUCUUCGACAGUGGCCUUUCCUGGGGCGGCUGCGUGUUUGCUUUGUAGAGGCACCUUACUUUCAGAUGACAGUGAAACCUAUAAUCAACCAUGGACUUGAUGUUGCAGAACUUCCAGGGAUUGCAGGAUGGCUGGAUACGAUUCUCGGUGUUGCAUUUGAACAGACACUGGUUGAGCCUAAUAUGCUGGUUGUCGAUGUGGAGAAAUUUAAUUCAUCCCCAACAGGAAGUUGGUUCUCCAUGGAUGAGAAACAUCCCAUUGCUUAUGCCAAAGUGGAAAUUAUUGAAGCAGCGGACAUGAAACCAUCUGACUUAAAUGGAUUGGCUGAUCCGUAUGUGAAAGGUCAAUUUGGUCGUCACAGGUUUCAGACAAAGACUCAAAGGAAAACGCUGGCACCCAGAUGGCUUGAGGAAUUCAAAGUCCCAAUAUGUACAUGGGAGUCGCCAAAUCUGCUACUUCUUCGAGUUCUUGAUCGAGACCACUUUAUUGAUGAUUCUAUGGGAGAUUGUUCUGUAAACAUCAACAAUCUUAGGGGUGGGCAGAGGCACGACAAGUGGCUGCCUCUGAGAAACAUUAAAAUGGGAAGGCUGCACCUAGCAGUUACUGUACUUGAUCACGGAGAGUAUUUAACCUGAACUUGAACAGAAUUUAAACAGGAGAGAGAGCAUCUCAGUGACAAAGAAGCAUCAAACAAGAAAGAAAAUACAAAGUCAAUGGCAAGUGAAGCUGCUCAUCAGGACAGCAAUGGAAGUGUAGCUUUUGAACAGGCGGAAAAAAUGGAGGAUGAAUUUGAACCCAUCAACAUUAGUGAGCAGCAAAAGACUAGCGUAUGGGUCUACACCCCAGGAACUGAUGUUUCCCAAACUUGGGAGACCAGAAAAAGGGAAUACAGGUGUCCUAAAAUCCAAAUCUGUAGAGAGGAAAACACUUCCAAGGAUGGCCCUGGAUCAAUAGCAACUAAAUCCUGCUACGAUGAUAGCAGCAAUGACGAAAAUCUAGAAGGAAAUGGAUUACGUUCCCCUGGGACAAUCCGACAAAGUCUGCAGAAGAUCAGUUCAAUAUUUCAAAGAAGUCCUAGAAAUCAGAAUCCCAACAACAUGGAAGAGGCUAUUCCAACACCAUGUAUCAACAUCCGAGCAAUCGGCAAAAAGGCAACAGUUGUCAAAUUUGUAUUGGAUGAUGACAAUUGUGGAGCUGUUAGAGAUCAAAUACCAGAGGAGAGCCCCAUCUGUGAGAAUGAGGCAGUUAAACCAGGCAAAGCCCACAUGAGCAGCAGGGGAAAGAGAAUUCUAAAGCUGGCUGGCAGCAUAAAGCAUACCCUAAAAAAGAUGCACUUGAACAGACGCGGGGGAGCUUCUUCAUUGCCUGCAAUCAAGGAAGAAACUACUCAAGGAGAUGAUUAACAUGAUAAGGAAUCUCCAUUAUCAUCAAAGGAACCUUCCCCAAGAACUGAAGGAAGAUACUACUCCCAUAAACAGUUGUAAUGCAUCUCCCAAUGCUGAAGAAAAUGUUCGACUGAGUCCCUCUGUUUCUGCAAGAGAGACUCAGGAAUAACUAACUAGGAAGAUAACCAUGAGGAAUCUGUACUUAGAAGGUCGAACUGCUUAACAACAAAGUAUCACAUCAGAAAUCAAUUAAACUACAAGAAAAAACUUCUAACACCACAAUCCUAUCCGAUAACAUCAGAAGAAUCUGCUUCUGUUAAAAUAGGAUCACAUGAAAAUGGUGAGAAUGGGGAUGGUGCUUGUACGUCCACUUCAUUGGAAUCUUUAAAGCUGAACGGGUAUGCUAAAAAGGCAUUCCAAUAUGUCACCAUCGUUCUCAAUUGAUCCACCCACUCUGCUGGUCACAGACAGUUGAAAGAACUGUCAUUAAAUUUUGGUUCAUAAUAUCGGAGGUAGUUUCGGUCAUUUUAGCACUUCUGUUUGUUUUUCUUUUUCUAAAAAAGAUGCAUAUUAUUAAAAGCCAAAGGCCAAAAAAAGGGAAAGAAAAAAAAAAGAAGCCCUUAGGGUAUCCAAUCCCUUGUAAACAAAACAGCCCAAUUAAGAACCCCAUCAGUGGAAUUGCUUUUGUUGUGGAAACAAUGGUUAUUUCUUUCACCCUAGAUAGACCAAAUCACAGCCAAAAGGGCAACCCUCCAUCUGGAUAAGCCCAAACCACCACCUCCACAGACAUGCCAAGACCGGAAUAGGCACUCAAAUGAACUUAGAAUAACUCAGGAGACAUUGGCUGACUGUAGGAUACCAAACCAGACCAACCUAAGGAGCAAUGAAUGAAUAAAUGGUACACCAACUCCAAGUCAUUAAGGCAAACGAGACAAGCAAUCAGAAAAACCAUAGUUCGUUUGUGAACUUAGAAUAACUCAGGAGACAUUGGCUGACUGUAGGAUAGCAAACCAGACCACUCUAGGGAAGGAGCAAUGAAUGAAUAAAUGGUACACCAACUCCACGUCUUUAAGGCAAACGAGACAAGCAAUUGGAAAAACCAUAGUUCGUUUGUGAAGGUUGUUGAUCAUAAGCAUCCUAUUUCUGUCAAAAGCUAUGGCUUUAGGAAGGCUCCAUAGGGCCAAACAGGACCAUUAAAAAUAGUUGCAGCCAUCGAACUCAAACCUGGACAAUAAAAAGAAGAACAAUCGCAUGGUGAAA
Magnolia sinica is the source of this 3926-nucleotide messenger RNA. RefSeq names its product C2 domain-containing protein At1g53590-like. The transcript has 12 exons. The record is from RefSeq and is a predicted model, not a curated record. Gene Ontology annotation, molecular function: lipid binding. NCBI's taxonomy places the organism in Eukaryota, Viridiplantae, Streptophyta, Magnoliopsida, Magnoliales, Magnoliaceae.